Molecule: messenger RNA, 1643 nt
Organism: Paramormyrops kingsleyae
Lineage: Eukaryota; Metazoa; Chordata; Actinopteri; Osteoglossiformes; Mormyridae
Gene: capgb
Product: capping protein (actin filament), gelsolin-like b
Biological process (GO): cell projection assembly; actin filament severing; barbed-end actin filament capping
Cellular component (GO): actin cytoskeleton; cytoplasm
Molecular function (GO): actin filament binding; phosphatidylinositol-4,5-bisphosphate binding
Source: RefSeq, a predicted model, not a curated record
UCUCGAUGGACGCUCGGAUUAUUGCCCCGGGUCCGGUUACCUCCUGCAUAUAAACUAACCGGGCCAGGCGAAGGCUGACACAGUCGUAGUCGUUCACCCAUAAACAUACAUAGGUAGACGGGGCACAAUGGAGCCGGAGUCGGAUACCGUUCCGGAGGCAGAGGAGUGUAUCAUGCAAAUGCUGCCCUUCCUGGCAGCACCAGGACAGUUCGGGCCAGAGACUCGUGAGCCGGGUCUGAUGUGCUGGCGGGUGGAGAAGAUGAAGGCUGUGCCGCUAGAACCGGCGGAGUUCGGCGCCUUCUUCAGCGGGGAUUCCUACCUGGUGCUCAGCAACCGUGGGGAGGAGGGGGCAGACCUGCAUAUGUGGAUUGGUGAGAAGUCUUCCCGUGACGAGCAGGUGGCCUGUGCCAUGUUGGCCACCCAGCUGGACAACUAUCUGGGGGGAGACCCCAUCCAGCACCGGCAGGUCCAGGGCUAUGAGUCCCCAGAGUUCAUGAAUCUGUUCCCCAGAGGGGUCACCUAUAAGGAGGGCGGCGUCGAGUCCGGUUUCCGGAAGAACCAGUCAGACUCUGGCCUGAUCCACCGGUUGUAUCAGAUAAAGGGCAAGCGCAACAUCCGGGCCAAAGAGGUGGAGCUCAGCUGGGAUAGCUUCAACAAAGGCGACUGUUUCAUACUGGACCUAGGAGAGACCAUCGUGUCCUGGGUGGGCUCAAAGGCGAACAUCUUCGAGAAGCAGAAAGUGCACGAGAUCGCCACGUUGAUCCGCGACACCGAGAGGCAUGGCAAAGCCCAGAUCACGAACAUCAGCGAAGGGGAGGAGACUACACAGAUGCUUGAGGUACUGGGCCCAAUGCCAGCCCUGAAAGUCAGCACCCCGGAGGAGGACACCAAAGCUGACGCAUCCAACUCUGCCUCCCUCUACAAGGUCUCCGAUGCCACAGGUUCAAUGAAACUGACCAAAGUGUCCGAGAAGAGCCCGUUUAGUCGGGACCUCCUAGUGCGUGAUGACUGCUUCAUACUAGACAAUGGAGCCAACGGGAAGAUCUUUGUCUGGAAAGGCAGUGGAGCCAAUGCAGAGGAGAAGAGGGAAGCUCUAAAGAUGGCCGACGAUUUCAUCCAGAAGAUGAAUUAUCCCCGGAUGAAAACACAGGUGGAGAUACUUCCACAAGGCAGAGAGAGAGUCAUCUUCAAGCAGUUUUUCCAGGAUUGGAACUAAAGUCACGUUUUUGCUACCAUUCCUACUCUUGCGCAAGAAACCCCACACGAGAGUCUUGCACUCAGUGACAUUGAGUCCCAUUAAAAAUCACUUGGCUAAUUUGUCCAGCAUGUUUUGUAUAUUAUAAAGAUAUGUGUAUUUGGAAAAAAACUGUUGUAACAAGUAUGACAAAUUUGUGAGAUUGUGCUAUAUUUAAUAUUGAAAUGUAGAACUAGAACCCCCUCGGGCUGAAUCACACGUCACUUUUCUUCACAAACGCCGACCACAAUAAGGGCCGAUAGAGCGCCCUCUAGUGACAUCAAUAAUCCCAAACUUUAAUUUGAACGUGCGCCAAGAAUCUUUCAUUACUUUUUUACGUAUUAGGUUGAGUUUGUGUAAAGGCUUCACAGAACAGCAGAUUGUGGAAUAAAUACGUGAGACGGAUAAA